Messenger RNA from Thrips palmi, 3617 nucleotides. RefSeq names its product ATP-binding cassette sub-family G member 1-like. NCBI's taxonomy places the organism in Eukaryota, Metazoa, Arthropoda, Insecta, Thysanoptera, Thripidae. Gene Ontology annotation, cellular component: plasma membrane. The transcript has 9 exons. The coding region runs from base 139 to 2475 and encodes 778 amino acids. Gene Ontology annotation, molecular function: ATP binding; ABC-type transporter activity; ATP hydrolysis activity. The record is from RefSeq and is a predicted model, not a curated record.
CGCCGUGAGCCUCACAUCGCGGUGCCGCGGCAUGGUGGCCGCGUCGGGCGGGUAGCAGCGUGCAGCGUGCGUGCAGACCACACGAGCGGAGCAGCGUCGCGCCGAGCCCAGCCGGAACCCAGCGGAGCCGGGCUAGCCAUGGCGUCGACCGCGGUGGUGGCCGACCCCCUGCGCCGUCCCCUGAGACGCGACUUCCGCGAGAGCCGCGUGUACAACCCCACCGUCGUGCCCAAGAACGCGCCUCUCGCCUCCACCGAGUCCCUCGGCGACGCCGCCCUCUGCAGCAGGGUGGCCGCCACGUCCUGCCGCACGGCCUGCCCCACCGCCGGCUCGGACUCGGGCCGCUGCAGCCCCAGCGACUCGUCCACCGUGCUGGACAUGACGCCGUCCUCGUGCGCCUGGACGGCGUGCGCCUCUGGCACCUGCCCGUCGUCGUCCGGCGUGGACACGGCGUCCUCCUCGGGAGGGUCCGCGCCGGCGCCCUCCAUCGCGGAGGCCGAGGACCGCGAUCUCAUGACCCUGCCCUGCACGCCCCAGCCCGGCGACGACGGCGUGGACGACCCGGACGGCUGGGGCGUCAAGUCCGCCGUGGACGAGCCCGUCAACCUAGCCUUCGAGAACAUCAGAUACACGGUGCACACGCGCGUGCGGCUGCGGAGAGAAGCCCGGCGCAUCCUGCACGGCGUCUCCGGCGAGUUCCGCGCGGGCCAGCUCACCGCCAUCAUGGGCCCGUCGGGCGCCGGCAAGUCCACCCUGCUAGACGUGCUGUCCGGCUACACGUGCUGGGGGGUGCGCGGCCGCCUGCUCGUCAACGGGGCGCCUCGCGACACGCGGACGUUCCAGCGGCAAAGCGUCUACAUCCAGCAGGACGCGGCGCUGCACCCGCAGCUCACCGUCAAGGAGGCCAUGAACGUGGCCGCCGUCCUCAAGCUGGGCCGGCGCGGGCCCGAGGUCCAGAAGACGAUCGUUGAGACCCUCGAGUCCCUAGGACUGCUCAGCCACAUCGACACCAUGACGGCCAGCUUGUCCGGCGGGCAGCUCAAGCGGCUCGCCACGGCCCUGGAGCUGCUCAGCAACCCUCCGAUCAUGUUCUUCGACGAGCCCACCAGCGGUUUGGACUCGUCCACCACGAAGCAGUGCGUGGGCGUGCUGCGACGGCUGGCGCGCCAGGGCCGCACCGUGGUGUGCACCAUCCACACACCCUCCGCCUUGGUGUUCGGGCUGCUGGACCAGCUGUACCUGCUGAUGGACGGCCGCUGCGCCUACAACGGCCACACCGCCAACCUGCUGCCCUACCUGGCCAGCCUGGGGCUGCGCUGCCCGCCCUACCACAACCCCGCGGACUUCGCGCUCGAGGUGACCAGCGGCGACUACGGCGACCACACCGCCGCGCUGGUGCAGGCCAGCGACAACGGGCGCAGCCAGCUGUGGGGGCACACCAGCAACACGCACUCGGCCGAGGGGGCGCUGGGCCUGGCGCGGCGGGGCGCGGGCCGGGCAGGCGACGCCGACUGCGAGAGCACGGUGUCCAGGAUGUCCAGGCAGAGCAGCGAGACGGCUUCGGCCUCCGUGACGCCGUCCGAGGGAGGCCGAGGCCGGUGCCGCAGGGGCCGCUUCAACCAAGUGUACCCCACCACCUUCUGGAUGCAGCUGUACAUGCUCAUCAGGCGCACCAUCAAGCGCGGGCUGCGCGACCGGAUGCUGUGCCACUCCCGGUUCUACAUCCACCUGGUGGCCGGCCUCCUCAUCGGCGCGCUGUUCCUGGACAUCGGCGGCGACGCGGCGCACGUCUUCCACAACUUCAGCCUGCUCUUCUUCUCCCUCAUGUUCCUCAUGUUCACCGCCUUCUCCGCCAUGAUCCUUGCCUUCCCCCUGGAGAUGCCCAUCAUAGCGAGGGAGCACUUCAACCGCUGGUACUCGCUCAAGUCGUACUUCCUGGCCGUGACCAUCGCGGACGUGCCGCUGCAGGGGCUGUGCACGUGCGUGUACACCGUCAUCAUGUACUACAUGACGUCGCAGCCCCUGGAGCCCGCCCGCUUCAUCCAGUACCUGCUCAUCUGCGCCCUCGUCUCGUACACGGCGCAGAGCAUCGGGCUGGUGGUGGGCGCCGCCAUGAAGGUCGAGCACGGCGUGGUGUUCGGGCCGCUGGCCAUCCUGCCCUUCACCAUCUUCUCGGGCUACUUCGUGCUGAUGAAGGACGCGCCCAGCUACAUGCAGUGGCUGUUCCACGCGUCCUACCUCAAGUACGGCCUGUCGGGCUGCAUGCUGGCGGUGUACGGCUACGGGCGCGCGCCGCUGUCGCAGUGCUCCGACGACUACUGCCACUUCAAGCGGCCGGAGAAGUUCCUGGCGGAGACCAACCUGGACGGCGGCAACUACUGGCUGGACGCCGUCGUGCUCUUCGUGAUCGGCUCGGCGCUCCGGCUGGCCGCCUACUUCGUGCUCAAGCUCCGGCUGCGCCAGUUCCGGCAGUGAGCUUCUCGCGCCGCGCCGCCUGAGGACGCUGUCCCCCCGUGCCAUGGUGACGGCCCUCACGGUGGCGGAGCAAAGACCAGCAGCCUCAUUCCGAGCCCUGCUUUCGGCGCUGACUCUCUCGCCGCCCCACGGGACGCCCCAGGAGUGCGAGAGGGACAGAGCGGCGAGAGCGGUGCUCGGAAUCAGCCUGCAGGAAGGCCUCUCCCAGAGGGAAGUCCCUGCCUCCCAUAUCAUUUCUCGGCUCCCUUUCUUUGCAUCAAAGAGAGCGGACCCAUUUUGCAUCGGAUCAAAUUAUUUGUAAGUUAGUGGAUACCUUGGCUGUGCUAGCUUGUGCCGAAUCGCCUUGUCGUCUUCCCGCGCGCGUGUUGGACGGCGCGCGAAGAGGAUCGGACGAGUGUAGUUUUUAAGACAGACAGUGCCGACAACACGACGCGCUUGCUUUUUCUGAAGGAUCUCGCGGCCUAAUGCCUGGCGCGCCCAGUGUCUCGCUCUCACUCCUCAUCGCGCGUGGCGGUCACCUAGUCUUCUGGAGGUGCUGUUGUGUUGUUUCUUUUUGUUUUUUGUUCUUUUUUUGUGCCGUACAGGUUGGCGCACGUGCCGCGGCUUUCCGCGCGUGCCAAACUUGUUUUCGUUUUGUAAUUUCCUUACUUUUAUUGUGAUACUUACUCGGUAGCUGAAGCGCGCCGUGUUGGACAUGAGAGAUAUGUGUAUUUUUGUAUUUAACGAUGCUGCCUUAAUGUGUUGAAGUCGUGCGCGCGCUGUCCGACUGUCCGCGUAGCGACGCGCACGAGGUAAUAUUCUUAAGUUUGUUCAUUCCCAAACCAAAGAUGUUUGUUAGCACGAAGACAAAAGUACUAUUGAGUAGGACUCCAGGAUGGGGGUGUCUUACAUUUCAGCCAAAAUAAAUCAAUUUAUAUGCCAGCCGCUGAAGUACACCACUUUUUGUACGAUUCCAGAUUUGCCUGACUAGUUUACAUAUUUUUAAAAAUAAACUGCAGGUUUGGUUUGUUAUACCAACUAAUGUGUCAACUGAGAGUUUACUGUAAAGUAUUAUUAUAAGUAUUGUUACAACAAUCAUGUAUAAAGCGAUAUUUAGAGAGAAAUUUAAGUAUUGUUAUAAAUAUUGUUAAGUGCCAGAUGAA